AACCAAAAAUCGAACAUUCUUUCCAUUUCGUCGCGCGGCGGUCGGUGAAAUUUUUCGGUCGCAAUUUUUGCCCAGAAAACCAAACGCUCGCGGGUCAGUUCCGGUGCACGGUACGAGUGGCACUUCCGGUGCGAUCGGUAAAAUAAUAUAAUUUAAGGUGGCCAUCCCCCCGCGGGGCGGAAGGAAAAGUGUGCAAAAUUUCCCAACCAGAGACGACGGCACCAGAGUGAGUGAGAAGGAAGGAACUGUCUCGAGACAGCUGGUGGCCAAAAGAAGAGAGGGCCAGAACCGUCAGAGUUGUCAAAAAAAGUGCGAAUCUGCAGUUUUGUUGUUGUUGUUGUUGCGGAAAAUAGUUUAUCGAUUAAUCGGAGGGAGAGCGAGCGUUCCUUUGCUGUGUCAUCGUGUUCAAAUCCAAGGGGGAAAAAGUCCUUCCGUGCGUGCCCAGGAAUCCGGAAGAUUCAGGAACCAAUUCGGUACUCGGAAGAAGCUCAGCAGGAGUGAUCCGGAUCCCAGAACUUCUACGAGGAAGGCGACCAUCGGCAGCUGGUCAUGGUCUAUUGAUCAGGACCGAGCUGGUUCAGCUGGGGUAUCGACGAGGAAGAAGAGGUUCACAGCUCAGGAAAAUCCAACGGAUUUGAAGGUCUCCCCCUGUUCAGCUGUGCAGUGUGUGGAAGAUACGCAAAACAACAACAGCAGCAACUAAAGGCACGGAGAGCUCUAGCUGGAAUUCCAGCCAAGAUCUGCGCAGCUCGACCUGCUCGGUGGACACGGUUUGUCCAAAACCGCAAUUGCUGCACGCGCCGCAGAGUCCUUGAGAACCCACCACAGCUGGUCCGGUCCAAAAAAUCGACAUCCACGCGAAAUUCAACCACACACGAGUAGUGACAUCGCGCGCGUGUUUGUGACAUCCCUAUCUCUCUCUCACACACAGAAAAAAAAACUUCCUUCUUUAGUUCUUCCUUCCUUCCUUUUUUUUCUCAGUUGGCAAGUUUCACUUUGUCACACUUUUUUUUUAGUUUUGUUUGGUUUGUUGCUGUUGCUAUAUCCUUUUUUGUUUUGUGAUUGUUUCUGUUUUAUUUACUUUUUCGAUUCUUCAGUUCUCGACUUUCCAGUUCGAUCUUCUUUUCCGAAGUUUCUCGCGCGAGGUUUUCUUAUGAUUUACUACCGUCGAACGUCGCCGUCGUCACCGUCUCAGCUUGUGUGAUAAUGCAUUGGAACGAAGAUUCGCUCAGCCGAAAGCAGCAUUCGUUAAGCAGUCAAACCUACGCCAGUGGCCAGCAGCAGCAGCUCGAGACCUCGAACGUCUUUGCCGUUGGGACAGACCAGCAGCAGGAGAGUCUGAGCUUCGUACAGAGUAGCAGUAGUAGUAGCGGUAAUUUAGUCGUGUCGAGCAGUAGUAGCUCAACUCAGCCCAGGACAUCCCUAGUUUAGGUCGCGGAAAUCAAAUUUCUGCCCCGUCAGUUUUUUUUUAUAGUUCAGUUACUGUUCUUGCAAGGUAGCGUUUAGCGUUUCUCGUAAUAACCGUUAAAUUUAGGGUAACGUUCGAUCUUGUAGAUUUUGGUUUGGCGUAGAAGAACUCUCGUUGCAAUAAGACAUUUGAGUUUGAGAUUUCCUAGCCCGUAAGACUUGAAACUUUUUCAAAAAAACAGCCCAAGCUGUGUCACACAAAGUUAUACGUUCGACUGUAAGCAAGCAACCUCUCCCAUUGAUAUUUAUUUCGUAGCGCAAUACUUUAUUUAUUUCUAACUUUCGGAAACACGCCCACUAAAAUACCAAAAACAAAAUACAACUGGAAACUUGAGAACUGCUUAACACUUAGUCAUUCAAUUUAAAAAAAACUUUAUCUCGUUUACUUUUCCACACGUUCUUCGUAUUUUUUCGGCAUUCAGCAAAAAAAAAACUUUAUUUAUUUCCAAAGAUUACAAUCCUGCAAACUUGUCCUAGUCCCCACACGACGCUCAUAAACUACGUGCAGCAAUAACAAAAGAAUCGCACUAAGCUCAGUCGAGAGAAAAGAAAAGUGAAUCAAGUGCGAUCGGAAUAUCGUCGGCCACCGGUACCAGCCUGUGUGGUGAGAAGGCGCAGAAAGUUUAAAGUUUCGAGAAGGAAGAGUUACUACUGCACGCACCACCACAACUCCCAUUCAUCCUAGAAUUAUGCCGCAAUAAUGCUGUACAAAUGGGAGCAACAAAAAGAGCAUGUUUUAGCAGAAGCAAUUCGGCACAAGCACAGGCACAGGCGUCCACUGUAAACGGUCAAGACUCACAGCAAAACUCGCGAAGUUCUGCCGCGACGACCAACGGUAAUCCCAACCAGACGAACAACAACACCAACUCCAGCAACAGCAACGCCAUCGGGAACCAGCGACUGCGGCGGUUGCGUUCCGCCAGCGGCCAGUCCAGCUCGACGUCCAACUUGAACAACCUCAACAACAACAGCUCCCAAAGUAGUCACACCCGGUCGCACCACCGGAACUCGGUGGCCACGUCCGCGCCGCCACCGCAUCAUCGGUCAUCUGGAGUAGGAGUCCCGGGGACACACACUGCCGGCAACACGGGUGGACUAAUCUCAAGGGUGUUUGACAGUAGUAGCAGCAGCAGCACGACGACAACGGCCGGAAGUAACAACAACAACCGCGGGUCACCGGCAGAGAAGAGGCCACCACUUAGCGGCGCAACUCACAACGGUAAAAACGAUGACAAGAUGGAUGAGAGAAGGCAAUCGCAACCGAAAACUCCUACCAAAGCGCACCAGCAGCACCAGCGAGAUUCUACGCCGGCGGGCCGGAAGAAGGUCGUGUACGAGCAGCCGAGCGUUGAGCGCGAUCCGGAUUCGCCCAAAAAGCAGACGGCGGCCAAGCCGGACGAUGACCGAGAGUCACCUCCAGCGGAGAAAGCCACCACCGACCUGCUGGCCGUUGACCUAGACUCGUCCAAACCACGCACCAAGGCGUGCACCAACGACUCCGGCAUCGAAGGCGAACAUCAGCCCCAUCUGGACGAGGACCUGGAAGAAAAUCACAAAGACGAACCCGGCGCAACGGCCGCUGCACCCUCAGAUCCACCCGUCACCGUCGUCGAACGUCGCAGACUCAACUCCGCCAUGGAGACCGGCUCCCCAGAUGUCAGCGCCUUCCGGCACCACAUGGACUCGUCCGAGUCGGACGGCUCCCUAGGCCGCACCAACCUGCGCUUCAUCCGCAAAAGCCUCGAAAACACGCUCGCAGUCGCGUUCAAGAACAACAUUUUCGACAACGACACCAUCGAGACGGAGUACCCGCGCAACCUGGACGACAACAUCGAGAUCCUCAGCCGCGAAGCGGAGAACCUCGCGCUCCAGUUCAAACCUUCCGAGGAGAAGCUCGUCCAGUACGGGCCCAUUUUCGACUUGGAAAAGUUCGAGGAGCAGCGCAAGCAGCAGAAGAAGGAAGACGACGAGGACGAAGCGAUCGGGAUCUCCCCGUGCGGACGCUUUCUCAAGUACGACAAGGAGGUCGGCCGCGGCUCGUUCAAAACGGUGUACCGCGGGCUGGACACGCAAACCGGGGUGGCCGUGGCGUGGUGCGAGUUGCUCGACAAGAAAGUGAACCGCGUCGAGCGGGCCCGCUUUCGCGAGGAGGCGGAAAUGUUGAAGAAGCUGCAGCACCCGAACAUUGUGCGGUUCUACAACUACUGGGAGUCGCCGCCGACGGCGGGCAACAAGAAAAAGAACAUUGUGCUGGUGACGGAGCUGAUGCUGUCCGGGACGCUGAAGUCCUAUUUGCGCCGCUUCAAGAAGAUCAACCCGAAGGUGCUCAAGUCCUGGUGUCGGCAGAUCCUGAAGGGGUUGCACUUUCUACACUCGCGCGCCCCGCCCAUCAUCCACCGGGAUCUAAAGUGUGACAACAUUUUCAUAACCGGCACGACCGGAAGCGUCAAGAUUGGCGACCUUGGGCUGGCUACGCUCAAGAAUCGCAGCUUUGCCAAGUCGGUGAUCGGGACGCCGGAGUUUAUGGCGCCGGAAAUGUACGAGGAGCACUACGACGAAGCGGUGGACGUUUACGCGUUCGGGAUGUGCAUGUUGGAGAUGGCGACGAGUGAGUAUCCGUACAACGAGUGCAAUACGCCGGCGCAGAUUUACAAGAAGGUAACUUCGGGCAUAAAGCCGGCGAGUUUGGAGAAGGUGGAGAACCCGGAGGUGCGGGAGAUUAUCGAGCGGUGUAUUCACGACAAGAAGGAGGGAAGGCCGACGUGUAAGGAGCUGCUGAACUGUGAGUUCUUCUGCGAGGACAUUGGCGUCCGGUUGGAGCCGAUUUCCAAGGAGAACUUUAUCUCGAACCCGGAGAGUACGCGGAUGGAGUUCCGGUUGCGGAUUUUGGACCCGAAGAAGCGGGUUAACAAGCACAAGGAGAACGAGGCGAUUCAGUUUGACUUUGAUACGCGGUUGGACGAUGCGGACGAGAUUGCUAGUGAAAUGAGCAAAAGUGGAAUUUUGAUGGAGGACGACUCGAAGACGAUGGCCAAGAUAUUGAAGGUUCAGAUUCAGACUAUGCUGAAGGAGAAGGAAGAGCGCGCCAGGCAGGUUCAGCUGGAGAAGGAAACUGAGGCACUGCAGAAGCAAGCGAUCUUGGCUCAGCAAAUGUACGCCGCUCAACAGCAAAGUCAGAUGGAGAAUGAGACACCCCAGCCGAUGGAGCUGCAAGUUCCUCAACUGAUGGGAGGAGUUCCAAUUCCUCAGCAGCAACAACAAGCUUUCUAUCAGCCAGCGUCUCUGCCCAACUCUCAGGCUGCGCAGCAGAUUAUUUUCCAGCAACAACUCUCGGCGCCCGUCGGUAGUGACCAGCUUCAGCAGCAGUUCCAAAACCAAGCCGGCCAGUUUAUGAACCAACAGCAGGUUCAACAGCAACAGUUCCUUAACCAAAUGCCUCAGAAUCCUCCGCAAAUGCAACAACAACAACAGUCGGUGCAGCCGCAGAUGGUCGUCCAGGCUGGUUUGCCUCCGCCGCAAGUAUUCAUGGACGCCCAACAACAGCAGCAGUAUAUUCAGCAAAUGCAACAACAGCAACAGGUCUUGUACAACCAAAUGCAACAAAACAACGUGCAGUACGUUAAUCAAAUGUCCCAACAACAACAACAGGUUAUUCAACAACAAAUGCUUCAACAACAACUCCUGCAACAGCAGCAACUUCAGCACCAACAGAUGCAGCAAGCCGCCGUCAUCCAGGAUCAGUUCCCAACACUUGAACAGCAAUUGCAAGCCGUUCUUCCCAUUCAACAUCAUCCCCCUCAACCCCAGCAAUCUCAACAGCCGCAGCAUAUGCCGCAAACACAACAACAUUUUCAACAACAACAACCACCCCAACAACAACAACAACAAAUGGUUCACGGUCAAACGCUUCAACAACAACAACACCAAAUGCACAUUCAACAACACCUUCAGGACCAGAUGCAGUUGCAUCACAGCAUGCCAAAUCAGAUCAACAUGAUCCCGAACGGACCGGCGAUGGUUCAGCAACAACCACAACAACAACAGGCGCCACCCCCUCAACAACAAUAUGUGCCCCAGCAACAGCCCCAACAACCCGUCGUAAUGAACCACGUUCCCCAGCCGCAACCACAACAAGUUCCAAUUCAACAGGCGCCUCAACCAAUUCCACAACCUCAGCAAGUCCAACUGCAACAACAACUUCAACAACAGCAAAUUCAGCAGCAGCAACAACAAAUCCAACAACAACAACUUCUUCAGCAACAGUUGCUUCAACAGCAGCAACAACAGCAACCUUCACCCAAACUGGUUGAAAUCCCACAACCGGAACCGAUCAUCGCUCCAGCUCCUGCUCCCAUACCCUCCCUACCAGCCCCGGAAGUCCCCAUCCAGCCCCAACCAGCAGUUCCUGCCUCACCCGCCCCAGUUCCGACCCCUCAACCAAUCCAACAACUACAACAAGAAGUCGCCGCCGCCCAGCAACCGCCGGCAUCGCCCGGAAUUCCACCGUCGUCAUCGCAGGCGGCGGCUCAGCAGGGCCAGGCGGCCAUUCCGAAGCGGCUGACGAGCGAGGCCAGCAAGAAGCGCCGAAACUAUCGGUCCACCGAGCGCAAUCCGAAGCUGCAGGUGCUCGGCAUUGAGAACAACAUCGUCGAGUGUGAGAUGGAGAACCGGCCCAAGACGAUUACGUUCAAGUUCGACGCGAACAACGUGAACCCGGUCGAGGUGGCACAGGAUUUGGUGUCCAAGGAUUUGCUGACGGAGGCGCAGAGUCUGGUGUUUAUCGAGAUGGUUCGCGACAUCCUGCGGCAGCUGAAGGAAAAUCCCAACCAGCUGCCGGUGGCGUCGCAGUGCUGCCGACGAAACACCGAGAAGGUGCGCCAUGCGUCCCUAACACGCCAGCGUUCGAACUUUAAAACACAUCAGAGACAUAGAUCACGCGACGAAACCUCCACGACGGCGUCCAACUUUUCGCACAUGUUCGACCCGACCAUCAUCGACCGGCAAGCGCUCGCGACGACGGUGUCAACAACUACGACCAGUACGACGACCACCAACUCUUCGGCUUCGUCGUCUCCGCUGUCCCAGCAGCAGCACCCCAUCAAUGGUGGCGGCUCGUCGGAUCUUCAAAAGAUGGCCUCGGUUGAUUCGAGCAACGGUUCCGCCGUCGGAUCGGAAGAUCAGCAGCAGCACCAGCAGCAUGGUUCCAAGGGGGACUUGAAGGACAUUGUGACGAUCGGUGACCUGGAGGGGGCCACCGGAGAGAUUACGACGGUCACCCACGUGGUGAUGGACGAUGGCGGGAAUGAUAAUGGAAGCAGUUGCGAUGAGAACUCGCGCAAGACCAGUACGAUCAGUACGGAUUAUACGUCGCACGAGAACACGCCGGAAAAUACUAUUACGUCGGGCAGUGCGAUGCAGGCGCAGAUGCAGAAUACGACGACGACGCACAACGAGGGUGAGAUGGGGCAGGACUCCGGAUCGAUGGAAACGGACGGCGGCGGGGACAAAACGGAUCAGUGUAUUAUCACAGUGCCAUGCGCCAGUGGCGAAGCUUCCGCUAGUUCUGCAACCACGAUCACCACAACUACUACCAACACUACUACUUCUACUGCAAACAGUAAUACUGAAAUUUCAUCUAGUCAACAACAAGUUCAGCAAGGAUCUACGGCGGCGGAGGUGGCCGUUCCGGCCAGCAAUAGUGUGGUCGGUUCACCAACGGCCGAAAACAAGCAACAACUGCGCGAGCGAAAAAUGUCCCGAUUCUCCGUGACCCCGGUAGUCCUUCAACCUCCGGAACCUACGGCACAGCCGGAAGUCCCACCAGAACCCGCUGCACCAGCUCCAGCCGAGCAACCUCAGUUCGUCCCCGAGCCAGCUCCCGACCAGCAGGUCUGCGUCCAAGCGUCCAACGAGGUUCUGCUCCAGCAACAAAUGGAACAACAACAGCAGCAGCUCUACCAGCAGCGAAUGUACGAGCAACAGGAAGCUGAACGGCAGCAACGCGAGUACCAACUCCAGCUGCAGCAACAACAGCAGCCCCACAUCGACCUGGCCCUGUUCCAGCAGAUGCAGGCACUCCAGAAGCAAGCCGCAGCUGCAGCCCAACUCGCUCCCGAAGCCCAAAACGCAGCCGAGUACGAGCUACAGCAACAGUUCUACCAGCAACAGCAACAACAAUAUCAACAAGCCCUCGCGCAAGCCCAGCAACAGCAAGAAGCCGCCCAAUCUUCCCAACAGCAGCAGCAACAGCAGCACCCCUCAAUGUCCACCCAAGUCUCGGUCGACCACACAUCACGUGAUUCCCUGUCUAGUCGCAUGCCGGAAACGCUCGAGCAGCUCAAGAUCGGGCUCGAAAACAUUACCCACGUGCACGUCGUCACGAGCAAGGCGUCCACCGCGAGUCUCUCCAGCACGGCGUCCUCGCACUCGGUACAGCAAAAUGCCGGCGGCGAUCCAUCCAACGAGUACCUCGUCCAGCAGCAGCAAUUCUACCAAGCGCAAGAGUUCGUCCCAGACGCCGCCCAACAGGAAGAAUACGUCACAGAUGGCGCCGUCCACCUGCUAGAACAGCAAGCCAAACAACACCUACUACCAUCGUCCCAGGAGGUUUCCUCGUACAACUCGCGCCGAACGUCGGCGGACAUGAACCAGCCGGCGCCGGUUGCGACGACAGUGAUGACCGAGCAGCCGAUUCAGCAAGUGCAGGUGCAGCAACAGUCGCAGACGCAGCCCGGCACGUCGAUGCCGAACUCGGUUGCGGCGGUCAGUGCCGCGGGAAGUGAUGCCAGUACGCCCAAUCUGAGGGAGCAGGAGAAGCGGUUGUCGAACCAGGGCAGCGUGGACCGGAUAGACAGCUCCGGAAACAACUCGCUGGCCGAUCUGCACCAGAAGCUGGCCCAACUAACGUCCGCCCAGCUCAACGAACAGCAGGCGGCACAACAACAGCAGCAGCUGCAACAACAACAAUCCCAAACUCCUAAGCCCCCUCAGCUAAUCGCGUUCGAGCAGCAACAGCUUCAGACGCAGCAAAACUCCGCCGUGACCAGUCCGUCUGUGGAACAUCCGGAGCCCAAGUUCCCGAAUGACGCGAAGCCGAUGAUCCGCAAGGUGUCCCGCUUCCAGGUGCAAACCGUACAAGAAUCUCCCAAAGCAGCGCCGACCCAGGACGGUCAACAACAAACCCAACAACAACAACAACAUCAACAUCAACUAGUAGUGAAUCACGAUACUCAGCAGCAGCAGCAACAGCCCAACUACUCAUCCCCGACGGACGAAAAGUCGUGCCAGACGUUCCCUGUGCCGCAACCGGUGCCUCAACCUCAGCUUGUGAAUGAGUUGCCGCGUACUCCGACUGUGGAGAAUGUUCAGCCCACCUUUGCGGCGGUGUUGCAACAACAGCAGGUUCAGCUGCAGCAGCAGCAGGCUCAGCAACAACAACAACAGCAAAUGCAAGCGCAACUGCAGUAUCAACAGCAGAUGAUGCAACAACAACAGCAGCAGCAGGUUCAGGUUCAACAGCAGCAGCAGCCAAUGAUCCAGACAGUUCCUAUUCAGCAGCAGCAGCAGCAGCCUCCGCCCCAGAUGAUGCCGGUUAUGCAGGCCGCGCCGCAGCCCCAGUAUCAACAGCAGCAGCAGCAGCCCCAGCAAAUGGUGGCCGUCGUGAACUCGAUGCCACCGCAACAGCAGCCUCAGCCCCAGCAACAACUCUACGCCGAGCAGAACGCACUGGAGCAGUUCAACAGCGAGGACAUUGGCCAGAAUUUGGUGGCGAUCCAGAACCACCUCCGUGGCAUGCAGCUAAUGGCGAGUUCACGCCAGCAGUUGCAGCUUCUGCUUCAGCGCCAGCACAUUGAGCACGAGGAGCUCAAGUUGCGCCACUUUUUGGAGCUGGAAAAGUUCCUGAAGCAGCAAAAAGAGGACAUGAAGCCGGCGCCGAUGCCCCAGCAGGUGCAGCAGCAGCAGCAGGUUCCGGUGUCGAUGCAGCAGGUCGUCGGGAUGGUUCCGGCGGGCGCCGCCGCCGUGCUGGCGGACAUUACCUCGCCAACGUUGACCGUGAGUCGGGGGUUCGAGCAGGGCACGAUCACGACGCCGGCAUAUUACAACAACAAUGGCGCGAUGGUCAGUAGCGAACAAAUGAUCGAGCCCCCGCAGCCGCCGGAUCCGACGUUGACGAUCGUGAACGAAACGAAUCACUAGACGGGGAGCGUGUCGAACGCAAUGUGUUGAACAUAUUAUGUAUUUCCUGUGUACUCUGUACUCUACCACUACCUACUACUACUACUCCGUUGUGUGAGUGUCAACUCCUGUAUAGUCGUAUUUGUAGCGAAGCGUUCUUCUUCUUCUCUCUUAGGGCGUUUUUCUUCCUAGAGGAAACACUAUUUAGCAUGAGCUAGUGAAAAUUGUUUUUUUUUACACAAACACACACACACACACAUUAUUAUAAAAUGCAAACCCCCCCCGUUCCCGCAACAUUAUUAUAACUAUUAAACAUGUAACGUUUAGUGCGUCUGUGAGCGCGUGUGUCUCAAGCCACAUUUUUGUUUGGCUUUUAUAACCAACCUCCCCCUCCCGGCGGCGGCGUCAUCGUCGUCGUAGUCUGUUGCAUGCUGCUGAGCGGUAAGUUGCGCCCAAAAAAAAAAUAAUGAGAAAACAGUCUUGUCUUUGAAACCAAAUUAGGAACAAAUUAAUGCAAAAAAAAAUCAAAAUUGACCAAAAAGAAUUUUUUUUGUCCAGGGUAAUUCUCUACGUUUUUCUUUUUUAGUUUUUUGAUUUGGAUGAAACUUUGUUCAUGCUCUCUCCCUUCGUUAAAAGAAGCCUUUGGCAUCUUUCAAUUGUGCGGGCUGGUCGCACAAAAUAGGUUUAUUGUGAUAUACAACAAUCUGAAUCUUUCGAAUUCAGCAGAGCUGUUAUCCCAAGCACAAAAUAAAAAAAAAGUUGAAGAUCAUGUGGUAUAGGCCGAUCCCUUCAACACUUGGGUCUCGCGAGUCAUGAUCACAACUCAGUGCUAAAGCUCCGUUGGAUAUUAUGGUGAAGCGAUACGAUGUUGGACAUUUGGGCGGUCAAACACCAGAAAUUCGAGAUUUCAAAAAUUACAAAAUUCAGGAAUUACCCCUCCAUACAUAAAUUUUGUACUAGCUAAAAACGUUACGAAUUUUGAAAUCCUAAAUUAUGAAAAUAUAAAUUUUAUUGAUUCAGAAUUCCAAUUUUCUUAUAUUUUGAAGUUUUAUGUUUCAUUGAAUUUCGCAUUUUUUGGUUUCCGAAUUUUAAAACAUUAGAAUUCAAAAUAAAAUAAAAUUGUGAAUUUUCAAAAUCUCUAAUCCUUAAUCUCACAAUUAAAAAAAAAUAGAUUUCAAGUUAAAAAAUAAAAAAUCAUAAAAUAUAUUUAAUGUAUAAAAAAAAUAAACUCGACCAGAGUUGAGGGUCAUAAGCUUUAAAAAUAUUUGCAACGGCCUAAUUUAAAAUUUAAUAAUUCUAUAAAUAUGGAAAAUUUAGAAAUCAGAAAAUUUUUAAAUUUAAAAAAAUUAAGACAGUAAAAAAUUUAAACCCGUCCAGAGUCGAGGGACAUAAACUUCAAAAAGUAUUUUCAACGUAUAAAAAUUUAAUAAUUCUAAAAAUAUGGAAAAUUGAAAAAUCACAAAAUUUUAAAAUAAAAAAAUAGUAAGAUAGCAAUAAAAUUUAAGAAAUUUAAAAAUCUAAAAAUUUUAAAUUCCGAAACUAAUUUUCGGGAUUGAUUUCGUGCUGAUUUAUUAAGGGAUAGAAGCGACCUAGAAAUUCGCGUUUAAUUUCUGAAUUUUGAAUCUUUUGGAUUUGAAAAAAACAAUAAAUUAAGAAAAAAACAUUUCUCAAACUUACAAAUCAACUCAACAUGAAGAGUUCUCCAAAUUAUAAAAUUGAAAAAUCUUUUUUUUUAUAUAGAACUGAAAAAUCUCAAAAGUUAUCAAAUUUAAAAUUUAAUAUAAUAAGAAGGAUAGAAAAUUUAAAAAUGUGCAAAUUUUAAAAUUUUAAAAUUAAUAACUGAAAUUGAUCGAUUCAAAAUCUUUGAAACUUAAUAAAUUUAAAACUUGAGAAUUCUAAAAUUUCAAAAUGGAAAACAAUGAAUCAAGAAAUAAAAAAAAAAUCAUUAAUUUAAAAUACGAAAACCAACUUUCGGACCGGUUUGUCAAGGGCAAGAGCGAUUUAAAUUUUGGAGCAUAUUUGCAACGGCCUAAUUUUAGAAUUUUAAAAUUAUGAAAUUUGAAAAAUAAAAAUUCUAAAUAGCUAAUAUUUUUUUUUAAAUAUUUAAAUUUGUUCAUAUUUUGAAAUUUAAUGUUUUUUAAAAUUAAAUACUCUUGAACAAAAAAUAAAAAAAUAAACUAUACCUUUGAUUUCAAUUCCCAGAAAUAGAAAAAAAAACUAAAUUUAGGGUUUUGUAAAUUUAAAAAUGAUAACACUUAUAAAUCUUAUAUUUUAUAAAAUUCAAAAAUUAAAAAAAAAACCAAAAAAAAUGAAUAAUUUUAAAAAGACAUAAAAAUCUGUUAGUUUAAAAAAGCUUUAAUUAAAUAAAACAAAAUUUAAUAAUAAUUUUAAAUUUAACAAUAAAAAAAUAUAGUAAAUUUGAAAAUUUUAAAAUUUGUAAAUCAAAAUUUCAAAAUCACAAAAAUACAAAAAAUCAAGAAAUAUUAAAAUUCAAAAUUGCAAAACUAUGAAAUUAAGUUAUUCAAAAACUCUGAUUUCGGAUUUAAAUAGUUUGUUUAUUUUCGAAUGUUUAAUUUCAUAUUUAUUUUUUUUUAAUUUUCCAAUUUGGUAUUUCGAUCUCGGAAUUGGACUAAAAGGAGCUCUAUCAUUCUUAAUCAUUCUCUACAACCUAACCUCGCCUUUAGACGGGCUUCGAUCUAAAAAAUCGCCAAAAAUCAAUUUUCCAACCGAUUUUUGAUCUUAAAAAAGCAUUGGAAAAAAGAACUCUUGAAAUUUUAGAAAAUUUCAGGUUUGGAAGUUUAACUUGUUUUAUGUGACAUUGCCAAUGUUUUUAAAAAUGUCAUUUAUUUGGGGUCAACUUUGGCUGUGUUUUUUACUAACAUUUUCUAUAUUUUCAGUAAAAAGAUGUAUGCAGUAAUUUUUGUAGUGUCCCAGACUACGCCUCUAUGCAUUUUUUUACAAUUUAAAUGAUGAUGGUGCGCUUCUACAGUAGAAAAUGUGAAAAACAUGCAAAAAAUUGAAAAAAAUGACUGUAAAAACAUGAAAAAAUUAGAUAGACGAAAUGUAAUUAUAUUAGGUGGUAGAGUAGGCUACAUACUACCAAAAACAAACAUAAACUAAACAUGAUAAAUGCAAAUUAAAAUACUAAAAAUAAAACAAGAAAAACAUAAAACAAGAGAAGUAAAUUUUUCGUCGAACAAAAGUUGCUCAAAAUUACCUCCUAAACACGGGAAAAAUAAAUAUUUUCGAAAAAAAAAUAGGCAGUAGAGGAUUAAAUGGGUCGUUGGAUGCCUCGCGGGGGCCUUCACCAGCUAAUUCAUGGAAUUGAAAUAAGCUGUCUUAAUGUAAUACACAAUGCUUUUGAAUUAUAUAAGUAUUUUUCGAUUGUAAUUUUGAUUCUAUAUUCAACAAUAAUUUUCUAAAAAAAAUGAACUUUUUCCGUAAUGGCACACCAGUACCUUCAAGUCAGACGAUAUUCAACGUCAAAAUACAUAUUUUUAAGAACUCAACUUUAAGUGAUAAAAAGUUUCAAUGUAAUCUUCUAGCGCGCAUUUUAUUUGAAACGUAGCUGAUCUUUUCUGAACAGUCUAAAUUCAUGCCUACAACUUUGCCGAAAAGACCAAAUUUGUUAUCAAAAAAAUCCCUUCUAAAGUACAGAUUUUUAUAUAUUUACAAAUCAUUUUUUUAUUACCAGCUCGCAAAAUUUUAUGGUGAAAAAAAAACUAACGAUACAAAAUGGCUUCUUUUGGCAUAAGAAAAGUAUGGACCAAGUUUCGUUCAAACCUUAAAAUCAUCCAAAAAUUUGCAAAAAUCUAUAGAAUUCAUCUCGUAACGCUGGGCGCGUGCGCGCGCGGCCCCCCUCAAAUCGCAGCGAUUUCAUUCCAGAUUUCCAAUUGAAAAGUGCACAUUAGAUCUUCAACUUUCGCUGCGAUUUCUUCCUUCGCCCCGCCCAAAUCGAUUCGAAGCUGGGCGAUUAAUCCGGUUUUCCCAACCCUUAUCACGACCCUACAUUGUGGAGCAGUAGCAGCAAACCCAAAAGAAGAAAGAAAAAAAAUGUGAAAGAAUCCUGCUGGACGGUGUAUUUUCAAGAUAUUGUUAUUUAAAAUGCAAACACACACACAUACAUACACACACACGAGAUAUAGAUAUUUACUCUUGCAGAGAGCAGCGCUAGCGAGCGAACCACAAUUUGUGUAUAUUUUUCUUUUUGUAUUGGAUUAAAACUAUCAUUAACAAAGUACAUGUGAUUGUAUAAUUUUGCAAAAAAAAAGGGCGUGAAUCGAGGAUGAAAAAGAAUUUGGCGAGCUUUCUAGAAAUAAAAGGAAUGAUAGAACAGUGUGUUUGAGAGAAAAUUGGAACAGGCUUUCACGCUAAUUAAAAGAAAAAACAAAAACACUCAAAUUAAACACAAAACUAAACAGACAAAUAAAGCUAGAGAAGAAUCAUAAUCCCUUGUGCUUGCUUAUCGGAACACGAAACGGCGCGACCCUGCUACACUGCUAAACUGAUUACUUCUCAAGCUAGUUGGUUAGUUGGAUGGUUGGUGUGUCGUUUCUCCCUCGCAGAAUAUUUAAAACAAGAAUAAAACAGCUUCAAAAAUUUGCAAAACAAAAAAAAAUAGUCUAUCACAAACAAAAUAAACUACGAGGAAAAUACACAAAACAAAAUCUAUCCGAAUCAGGCCGUGUUGAGUUGGAAUGGGAGGUAAUUUGCGUGGGCGUAGGAGAGGGACGUGAUAGCGAAAGAUGGGGGAAAGAGGGGGAAAUCGUCAGGAGUGAAAGAGUGAAAUUGUUUGGGGAGAGAGAGAGAGAUAAGAAAACGGAGGUAGGGAAAACGAAAAUGAGGAUGAAAAAAUAAGCAUAGAAAUGAUAAAGCAAAAUGCAGAGAACACUAUUUCAUCAGCGCUUGUGUACGACCCAGAUUGGACAGGGUCUGCAUUACAUUAUUGUAUUAUAAUUCUAUAUAUAUUAUAUAAAAUGGAAAAAAAUAAUUAAGAUAUAAAAUAUCUAAUAAAAAUGAGCAAAAAAUGCAGAAGCAGCAAA
Culex pipiens pallens (northern house mosquito) is the source of this 14684-nucleotide messenger RNA. RefSeq names its product serine/threonine-protein kinase WNK2 (gene Wnk). Gene Ontology annotation, biological process: negative regulation of sodium ion transport; positive regulation of potassium ion import across plasma membrane; positive regulation of sodium ion transmembrane transporter activity. The record is from RefSeq and is a predicted model, not a curated record. Lineage: Eukaryota; Metazoa; Arthropoda; Insecta; Diptera; Culicidae. Gene Ontology annotation, molecular function: potassium channel inhibitor activity; ATP binding; chloride channel inhibitor activity. Gene Ontology annotation, cellular component: cytoplasm. The coding region runs from base 2179 to 9663 and encodes 2494 amino acids. The transcript is spliced from 10 exons.